Molecule: messenger RNA, 2352 nt
Organism: Drosophila guanche
Lineage: Eukaryota; Metazoa; Arthropoda; Insecta; Diptera; Drosophilidae
Exons: 3
Coding region: 143-2344 (733 amino acids)
Source: RefSeq, a predicted model, not a curated record
UCCCACUUGAUUAUUAGCGAGCGCAACUGGGGUACGCGUUUCAGUUGGUCUUACGCGCGCGCACAGCUCAAACGUCUCCAAAACAACAAAUAUAUUUCAAUAUUCUUCUUUUUUUUUGGUGUGGUGUGUGUGUCUGUGAGCAAUGAGCAGGAAUCUUGGCUGCCUUUUGGGCUUGCUUCUCGUGGCAUUUUUGCAUUCGGGGCAGGCGAUUGUCGGUGUUGGUGCUGCGCGUGAUCUGGUGCUGACGCCCAAGCAGGGCAUGCAGCUGACGGGCAAGCGCAUCUACUACGAGGAGCAGGAGCAUGUGCGGGAGCGGGAUGUGCGUCCCUGGGAGCACACCCUCAAGCAUGUCACCUACGUGACACUCUUCACGGACGCCGCUGCGGGUGCUGCAGCUGGUAACCUUAGCCAGCUGCAUGAGUAUCAUGAGUUCCUGCAGACGCCUUAUGUCCCCGUCGAUCCUUUGGCACAGUCCGCAACGGCAGCAACUCCCUCCCGUUUUGGGGAUAUCAUUACCCUGGCCUCGGGACGGCUGGAGCAGCUGCCCAACAACGGUAGCUAUCGCUUUGUCGAGGGGACUGGCUCUGGCACUGGCACUGGCACUGGGACUGGCCACGGUCGUGCCCUGUGGCAGGUGCAGCGCAUUCGACAUCGGGAUGGCGGCAAGGGACGCCACUACCACUACGAGAUACGCUUCAGCGUGACGCCCCUGAUGCCAACCAGGAAAGCGGCGCCAAGCUAUCAGAUGAGCUACAUCCAAAAGGAGUCCGACUAUCCAGGCAGCUUCGCACGGCUCGCGCAUGAAGCCCUCGGCAUUGGGGGAUUCACUGCUCAGCGGCGAAACGAUCGGGAGAGGGAGCGGGAAAGGCAGCGGGAACGAGAGCGGGAGCAAUCGCAGGCCACCUUUAUCCAUGGCAUCUUUCAGCCACCGCCAUCGCCAAAGCUCAACAUUGGUGAGUAUCUCACGGGGGGAGCAGCUGCUCCUCAUCCUCAUCCGAUGCCCCUACCCGGCGGCGGACUCUUCCAACUGGGGCUGGGGCUGGGGCGUUCCAAUUUCAUUGCACCAACCACAUUCCGUCCUAAUUAUCCAACGGUGAGGCUGGGUCCGGAACAUCCUGGACUGGACACCACAGCCAUACGAUACCCAGAGGCGCCCCCAGAGAGUGCUGCUCCGACGCCUGCUGCUGCUGCUGCUGUUAGCGGUGGGGUUACGCAUCAUUUCCAUCAUCAUUUCUAUGUGGCACCGGGCAGCGGUUCAGCUUCAUCCACGCAGAGUCCGCCACGAGCAGCGUCCGGCUACUAUCAUUACCAGCGGCAGCAGCAGCAACAGCAGCAGCAGCAGCAGCGGCAGCCUGUGCACUUUCCCAGCUCCAGUUCCGGCUCCCACGAGUCCUACGAAUCAAACGAGGAUCCCGAACAGGAGCUGCUCAUCCGCAGUCCUCAGAUCUUCGGCCAGGCAUCCAAGUAUCAAACGGCAAAGCUGCCGCCGCUCAUCAUCUAUGCAGCUGCUGGCAUUUCGCAGCCAAAUGAGCACGAAGACAAAUCAUUUGUGCAGAGCGAACCGCUGGAGGAGACUGUUUAUCGUUACUCCGAGCCAGAUCCAUUGUAUGUCCAUCAGAAUCCCAUUGAUGUGCUGCAUUUGGAUGAGCAGCGUCUCGAAUUCGAGCGAGACAAGGACAGCGACAGGGACAGAGAGCAGGAGGAGCCAGAGCAGGAACAGGAACAGCCGGAGGAAGAGCAGAAGCGAGCGAGCAGCUUGGAUCAGCCAGAAGUGGCCACCACAACUGAAGUUCCUCCAGCAACCACAACGACCAGUGAGCCACCAAAGACCACAACAACAGCCUCGAGCAGCAGCAGCAGCAGCAGCAGCACUGUGGCAACACCAACAACGCCUGCCGCAACUGUGAGCAGCGCCAGCAGCUUUGUCUCCACCUCCACACACUUCAGUCCAUUGCGCAAUUUGAGUCGCUAUCGGACAACGCCGCGCAUAACCGCUGGCAGAUCGACGACAACGACAACGACAUCAACCACAAGCAGCACAGCGGCGCCAGCGUUGAGCAAGUGGGCCAGACGCCGCAAGGAGCAGCAGGACAGCAAGGCCAAGAGCAGCGAUCGUCAUGAAGCUUAUGUGAACAGCACGACAGCAGCGCCAGCAGCAGCCCAAACGACUGCUGCCACUCCCACAAGCACUCUGAAGCCCGCUGUGGCUCCGCUGCGCAGCGAUGUGGUUGAAGUUCUCACGCAGAAAUCGGUCAGCAGAUCGGUGAGCAUUAAGGUGGGUGACAAUGGUGAGGAGAUACCCUUUAUCGUGGACGAUGAUGAGAAUGAGGUCUCGUUUACGUAAGUUUUAGC